AUGCUCGCCGUUAUACUCACCAGGUUGCCCCUUGCUCCCUCUAUUGUUGAACGAGCCACUCAGUACCAACGUCCCAUCUGAAGUUGACGUCCUCACCAUGUCUGCAACUAUCGACGACGUUAAGGGGAAGUCCUUCGAUUACAUCGUUUGCGGUGGAGGUACCGCUGGACUGACCGUCGCAGCGCGACUAUCUGAGGACCCUGCCGUUACUGUACUCCUUUUGGAGGCGGGCAAUGCUAACAUCGGCGAUAUGGCUAUUUUGCGUCCUGCUUCGUACGGCAGCCACUUUGGGAAGGCUGCCUACGCCUGGGACCACCACACGGUGAAGCAGAAGUCAACCGGGGACACGGCUCAUUCUUGGGCUAGAGGCAAGGGGCUAGGUGGAAGCUCGGCGAUCAACUUCUUGUGCUGGAUCAAGCCGCCAGCGGAAGACAUCGAUGAUAUCGAACGUCUCGGCAACCCUGGUUGGAACUGGAAGAACUACGAGAAGUUCAUUCACCGUACAGAGGGCUUCAUUCCUCCGCCGAAGGAUGUUCAAUUGAGCAAGGGUCUCAAGUUCGACACAUGGAACCUGGGAACAGAGGGUCCUCUCACCAUUGCUUACCCGUACACAAUUGAUGAUGGUGAGCUGAAGGUGCAAGAGACUUUGAUCAACGCCGGCAUCCCUCCCGCUCCCAGACCUCUGAACGGGCAGACUCACGGGACGUACUUUGCACCCUGUACGUAUGACCCUAAGACGCAUACUCGCUCUUAUGCGACUACGGCGUUCUAUCUUCCGAACAAAGAUCGGCCGAACUUUACUGUACUCGUCGCUGCGCACGUGCGCCGCGUUCUUCCUGCUUCAGAGGAUGAUUCUGAGUUUACCGCCGAGUCCGUUGAGUUUGAUCACGGCGGCGAGACCUAUGCUGUCCACGCCAAUAAGGAGAUCAUCCUCAGCACUGGUACUCUGAAGACCCCACAGAUCCUGGAACUUUCCGGUAUCGGCAACCCAAACAUUCUUCGCAACCUGGGGAUCCCGACCAAGGUCGCCCUGCCAGGAGUUGGAACCAACGUUCAGGAACAUAUGAUUGUUGGUGUCAGCUUUGAACUCCGGGAUGACGUUCCCUUCGACACGCUGGAUCUAUUAGCGGACCCGGCUACUGCCGCGAAGCAUCUGGAACUACACACUGCGGGAACUGGUCUCUUCACCACUGGCAUCAUCGGAUUUUCAUUCGCUAGACUUGAUCAAAUUAGUCCUCGGGCGGGGGAGAUCAUCAAGGAUGCUGAAGAGAAGAUCGCGAAGAACGCCAACAGCUAUCCCCCUGGGCUUUUGGAGCAAUACAAGAUCUCCCUUGAACGCCUGAAGAACGGCGUUGGUCAAGAAUUCAUCAGCUUCCCUGGAUGCAACUCAGCGCCCAACCCUCCCGAGAAAGGCAAGCGCUACGUCUCCUUCUACGUGGCAAUGAACCAUACGUUCUCGAGGGGUACCAUUCACGCGACCUCGAAGGACCCGUCCGUCGACCCUGCGUUCGACCCUCGUUAUUUCGAUGAGGAAGUUGAUCUGCAAGUAUGGGUCGAGAUGGUCAAGUUCACGAGGCGUCUUCGCGAAAUCUCGCCGCUGAAGGAGAUGACGGCCAAAGAGCUCAAUCCUGGGCCCGAUGUACAGACCGAUGAGCAGAUCGUCGACUGGAUCAAGAAGAUCAUGUCGACCACAUGGCACACUGCGAGCUCUUGUUCGAUGCUACCGAAGGCCAAUGGCGGGGUGGUCGAUCCUAAACUCCAGGUCUAUGGCACGAAGAACCUCAGGAUAGCCGAUCUUUCAGUGCUUCCUCUGCACGUAGCUGCUCAUCCUCAAGCUACUGUGUACGCUAUCGCCGAGCAAGCUGCGGACAUCAUCAAGGGCAAGCUGUGAGACGGAUGCGUCUUUGAACGGCGCCACUCAUGCUGAAAUACGGGAUUUUGAGGGCUAGCCAGUGCCGUCUCUAGCUGUACUCCGUAUGAGAACCAGAAGAUAUGCAAGCUGUAUUAUGAUACUUGGAAAAGGAGUUCUCCGCGUGAAUAUCAUCGUUACUUCG
Molecule: messenger RNA, 2054 nt
Organism: Dichomitus squalens LYAD-421 SS1
Lineage: Eukaryota; Fungi; Basidiomycota; Agaricomycetes; Polyporales; Polyporaceae
Product: alcohol oxidase
Exons: 25
Coding region: 98-1891 (597 amino acids)
Molecular function (GO): flavin adenine dinucleotide binding; oxidoreductase activity, acting on CH-OH group of donors
Source: RefSeq, a predicted model, not a curated record